Molecule: messenger RNA, 3367 nt
Organism: Neomonachus schauinslandi (Hawaiian monk seal)
Lineage: Eukaryota; Metazoa; Chordata; Mammalia; Carnivora; Phocidae
Gene: RAP1GAP
Product: RAP1 GTPase activating protein
Biological process (GO): activation of GTPase activity; regulation of small GTPase mediated signal transduction
Cellular component (GO): cytoplasm; membrane
Molecular function (GO): GTPase activator activity
Source: RefSeq, a predicted model, not a curated record
CAAGUCCUUCACCCCUCGCCGGAGUGUGUGGAGGAGUGAUGGGCAGAACCAGCGCUUCCCUCAGGCAUUAGACCUGCCACGCACGGACUUGGCUCCCCUCCAUCCUGCUUCACUCUACCCCAAGAACACAGAUCUGUUUGAGAUGAUUGAGAAGAUGCAGGGAAGCAGGAUGGAUGAACAACGAUGCUCCUUCCCACCACCCCUCAAAACGGAGGAGGACUACAUUCCCUACCCGAGCGUCCAUGAGGUCCUAGGGCGAGAAGGACCUUUCCCCCUCAUCCUGCUGCCCCAGUUCGGGGGCUACUGGAUUGAAGGCACCAACCACGAAAUCACCAGCGUCCCGGAGACAGAGCCGCUGCAGUCACCCACGACCAAGGUGAAGCUCGAGUGUAACCCCACAGCCCGCAUCUACCGGAAGCAUUUUCUUGGCAAGGAGCAUUUCAAUUACUACUCACUGGACACUGCCCUGGGCCACCUUGUCUUCUCACUCAAGUAUGAUGUCAUCGGGGACCAGGAGCACCUCCGGCUGCUGCUCAGGACCAAGUGCCGGACACACCAUGAUGUCAUCCCCAUCUCCUGCCUCACUGAGUUCCCCAAUGUGGUCCAGAUGGCAAAGCUGGUGUGUGAAGAUGUGAAUGUGGAUCGCUUUUACCCUGUGCUCUACCCCAAGGCUUCCCGCCUCAUCGUCACCUUUGACGAGCAUGUUAUCAGCAAUAACUUCAAGUUUGGAGUCAUAUAUCAGAAGCUUGGACAGACCUCCGAGGAAGAGCUCUUUAGCACCAAUGAGGAAAGCCCCGCCUUCGUGGAGUUUCUCGAAUUUCUGGGCCAGAAGGUCAAACUGCAGGACUUUAAAGGGUUCCGAGGAGGCCUGGACGUGACCCACGGGCAGACGGGGACCGAGUCUGUGUACUGCACCUUCCGCAACAAGGAGAUCAUGUUUCACGUGUCCACCAAGCUGCCCUACACAGAAGGGGACGCCCAGCAGUUACAGCGAAAGCGGCACAUCGGGAACGACAUUGUCGCUGUAGUCUUCCAGGACGAGAACACACCCUUUGUGCCUGACAUGAUUGCAUCCAACUUCCUGCAUGCCUAUGUGGUGGUACAGGCCGAGGGCGGGGGGCCUGAUGGCCCGCUCUACAAGGUCUCUGUCACUGCUAGAGAUGACGUGCCCUUCUUCGGGCCCCCCCUUCCGGACCCCGCUGUGUUCAGGAAGGGGCCUGAGUUCCAGGAAUUUUUGCUGACAAAGCUGAUCAAUGCUGAAUAUGCCUGCUACAAGGCAGAGAAGUUUGCCAAACUGGAGGAGCGGACACGGGCCGCCCUCCUGGAGACGCUCUAUGAGGAACUGCACAUCCACAGUCAGUCCAUGAUGGGCCUGGGCGGUGACGAGGACAAGAUGGAGAAUGGCGGCGGUGGCGGUGGCUUCUUCGAGUCUUUUAAGCGGGUCAUCCGGAGCCGCAGCCAGUCCAUGGACGCCAUGGGACUAAGCAACAAGAAGCCCAAUACCGUGUCGACCAGCCACAGCGGCAGCUUUGCCCCCAACAACCCCGACCUGGCCAAGGCAGCUGGAAUAUCAUUGCUUAUUCCUGGGAAAAGUGCGAGUAGAUUCGGACGCCGGGGCAGUGCCAUAGGCAUAGGAACGGUGGAAGAGGUUGUCGUCCGCGGGGCCGCCGGCUCUGGAGGCUGCGUGCACGUGCUGUUCUCUGCUCGCUCUCAGGACGGAGGCCAUAUUGGGGACGUUGCCCCUCUUUCCCCUGGGCCGGGCUCGGGGCUGUGCAGGGUGGAAUGCGGCAGCUCUGAGGGCACUCGGCACCCGCUUUGGGGCCUGUCACUGAUCGUCCCUGGAAAGAGCCCCACGAGGAAGAAGUCGGGCCCGUUUGGCUCACGCCGCAGCAGUGCCAUCGGGAUCGAGAAUAUCCAGGAGGUGCAGGAGAAAAGGGAGAGUCCCCCCGCCGGCCAGAAGACCCCAGACAGCGGGCACGCCUCACAGGAGCCCAAGUCGGAGAACUCAUCCACUCAGAGCUCCCCAGAGAUGCCCACGACCAAGAACAGAGCGGAGACGGCAGCCCAGAGAGCGGAAGUGCUGAAGGACUUCUCCCGCUCCUCGUCCAGCGCCAGCAGCUUCGCCAGCGUGGUGGAGGAGACCGAGGGCGUGGACGCGGACGACACAGGCCUGGAGAGCGUCUCGUGCUCAGGGACGCCUCACAAACGGGACUCCUUCAUCUACAGCACGUGGCUGGAGGAUAGUGUCAGCACCACGAGUGGGGGCAGCUCCCCAGGCCCCUCGCGGUCACCCCAUCCCGACGCCGGCAAGUCGGGGGACCCUGCAUGUCCCGAGAUCAAGAUCCAGCUGGAAGCAUCUGAGCAGCACACACCCCAGCUGAUGAGGCUGCAGAAGCACAAGGUGAAGAUGCUGUGUCAAGUCCAGGUGGAUAGGACCUCUGCCCCCAAGGCCAGCACCAGCCUAUGGGUUGUUGCCCCCUGCCCCCACCUUGGCCACCCAUCUGGGCUGUCUCUGCGGGGCAGAGCCAUCCAGACCUGGGGGGGAAGCUGCUGGCAUCAUCCCCACCCCUGAAGCUGGGGCAGGCCGUGGUCAGUUGAAGCAGAACGCCAGGCCUGGCUUGCCCCCACUCCGGGCCCUUCAUCACACCUGGGUGCCCCUCUGGACUCACGGGGAGCAAGAUGGGAGGGGCGGAUUGAGAUAUCUCAGUGCAUACAGAGCCUACCAUGGAGGCAGUGGGAUGUGAAAUAUGGUGGAAUGAGCACUGGGCUGGGAGUCCUGAGUCCUGGCGCCCAAUUUGGGUUCUGCUGUGUGACUUUGGGCAAGUCACUGUCCCUCUCUGGGUACCUCUGUUGCAAAUGGACAAGGUUAUUGCAGAGGUCAUUGAAGACUGUGAUUCCAUGCACCUGCCCCAGAAUGGGGGGUUUUCCUCCUAGGGGCCCCCCAUCGCCCUACCUUGCUUUUUGGGUUCCCUGGGACCCCAGGUGGGCUGAGGGACUGGGAGCUGGCUAUGCCUGUUGCCCCUCCUGGACCCUCAAGCUCUCCCACAGAUCUGCCGAUGCCCUGUCCACUGCCUCCACCUGACAGACAAGUGACCCCCUUAGGGCAAGGGGGACCUACCUGGCUUCUCAGCCAGCACCCAGCUUAACCCCUGCCAUCCCAUGCUCUGGGCACUCCAGGUCGAGGGGUCUCAGCUGGCCUAGAGUUAUGGGCCUCGCCUUUGCGCCCCCCGCCAACUCCCACGGAGGGGCAGCCAGGCACAGCUGCUGUGAGUCCACACCCUUGUGUGUGUCUGUCCACACUUUUUAGGCACCACGCCAAAGGCCAGCCUUCCGGCCCCAACACCCGUUUUGGAAGCCCCCGUGGCUG